AUGAGUCGGGCCCUCGCCUUGUGCCUGCUGACCGCAGCCUGCAGCGUGGCGCCCACGCUGGGGCGCGUCAGCCGCGUGCUGGGGGGUGAGCCGGUGGACAUCUCGCAGGUCCCAUGGCAGGUCUCCGUGGAGUUCAUAGAGGCGCACAAAUGCGGCGGCUCCAUUGUCAGCCCUAGAUUUGUCAUGUCGACUGCGUGGUGCAUCGUAGGCGCCGCCGAACCAAUCUAUUACGUGCUGCGGGUGGGUACGUCAACGCGCGAGAGUGGCGGCGCCACGUACACCGCUUCCGAUAUGUUUUGGCACGAGGAUUUCGACUAUGUUACGACAGACAGAGACAUUGGUUUCUUCGAGAUCUCAGGUUCCAUCUCGUUUGAUGACAACAUUCAGGUAUUCCGUCCAGCAAUAUUUAAAAUUUAG
Messenger RNA from Schistocerca piceifrons (Central American locust), 417 nucleotides. Its product is annotated as vitellin-degrading protease-like. Lineage: Eukaryota; Metazoa; Arthropoda; Insecta; Orthoptera; Acrididae. Gene Ontology annotation, molecular function: serine-type endopeptidase activity. Bases 1 to 417 code for a protein of 138 amino acids. The transcript has a single exon. Gene Ontology annotation, biological process: proteolysis. The record is from RefSeq and is a predicted model, not a curated record.